CCGAGCCGGUGCGAGCGCAGCCUCGUGCCCGCCGCCCGUCCCCGCCGCCCUCAGCCUUGUCCCCGCCGCCGCCGCCGCCGCCCCCGGGGCAUGGCCUGUCUGAUGGCCACUUUCUCGGUUGGCACCGCCAUGAACGGCUCUUCAGGGAUGACAGAGCCCAAGUCAGUGUGCGUCUCGGUGGACGAGGUAGUCUUCGGCAACAGGGACACCAUGGAGAAGGAGCUGUUGAACGGACAUCUGAAGAAGGAGGACAACAAUCUCACAGAAGCCCAGCGCCUCUCCUCCCUGCCUCGGAGAGCGGCAGUGAACAUUGAGUUCAAGGACCUCUCCUACUCUGUCCCAGAAGGCCCCUGGUGGAGGAAGAAAGGAUACAAGACCCUUUUGAAGGGCAUUUCUGGAAAGUUCAACAGUGGAGAGCUGGUGGCCAUCAUGGGUCCUUCUGGGGCUGGAAAGUCCACACUCAUGAACAUCCUAGCUGGAUACAGGGAGACCGGCAUGAAGGGUGAGGUCCUCAUCAACGGGCUCCCUCGGGACCUGCGCUGCUUCCGGAAGGUGUCCUGUUACAUCAUGCAGGAUGACCUGCUGCUGCCGCACCUGACCGUGCAAGAGGCCAUGAUGGUAUCUGCACACCUCAAACUCCAGGAGAAGGACGAAGGAAGAAGGGAGAUGGUCAAGGAGAUCCUGACGGCCCUGGGCCUGCUGUCUUGUGCCAACACGCGGACUGGCAGCCUCUCAGGUGGCCAGCGGAAGCGACUGGCCAUCGCGCUGGAGCUGGUGAACAACCCUCCGGUCAUGUUCUUCGAUGAGCCCACCAGUGGCCUGGACAGCGCCUCCUGCUUCCAGGUUGUCUCCCUGAUGAAGGGGUUGGCCCAGGGCGGCCGGUCCAUCAUCUGCACCAUCCACCAACCUAGUGCCAAGCUCUUCGAGCUGUUCGACCAGCUUUAUGUCCUCAGUCAAGGACAGUGUGUGUACCGAGGGAAAGUCUCAAACCUUGUACCAUAUUUGAGGGACUUAGGUCUGAAUUGCCCAACCUACCACAACCCGGCCGAUUUCGUCAUGGAAGUCGCGUCCGGCGAGUACGGCGACCAGAACGGCCGCCUGGUGAGAGCGGUCUGGGAGGGCAAGUGCGACUCUGACUGCAGGAGAGAGCCUGAGGGCGAUGCCGAGGUGAAUCCUUUUAUUUGGCACCGGCCCUCUGAAGAGGUAAACCAGACAAAACGAUGGAAGGGGUGGAGAAAGGACUCCACUUCCAUGGAAGGCUGUCACAGCUUCUCUGCCAGCUGCCUCACCCAGUUCUGCAUUCUCUUCAAAAGGACUUUCCUCAGCAUCAUGAGGGACUCGGUCCUCACGCACCUGCGGAUCACGUCCCACAUCGGCAUUGGCCUCCUCAUUGGCCUGCUCUACCUGGGGAUCGGGAACGAAGCCAAGAAGGUCCUGAGCAACUCCGGCUUCCUCUUCUUCUCCAUGCUCUUCCUCAUGUUCGCGGCCCUCAUGCCCACCGUCCUCACAUUUCCUCUGGAGAUGAGCGUGUUUCUCCGAGAACACCUGAAUUACUGGUACAGCCUGAAGGCCUACUACCUGGCCAAGACCAUGGCGGACGUGCCCUUUCAGAUCAUGUUCCCCGUGGCCUACUGCAGUAUCGUGUACUGGAUGACGUCCCAGCCGUCUGACGCUGUGCGCUUCGUCCUGUUCGCGGCACUGGGCACCAUGACCUCACUAGUGGCGCAGUCCCUGGGCCUGCUGAUCGGAGCUGCAUCCACAUCACUGCAGGUGGCGACCUUCGUGGGACCCGUCACGGCCAUCCCCGUGCUCCUCUUCUCAGGGUUCUUCGUCAGCUUUGACACGAUCCCCACCUACUUGCAAUGGAUGUCCUACGUCUCUUACGUCAGGUAUGGGUUUGAGGGGGUCAUCCUCUCCAUCUACGGCCUCGACCGGGAGGACCUGCACUGUAACACUAAUGAGACGUGCCACUUCCAGAAGUCAGAGGCUAUCCUGCGAGAAUUGGAUGUGGAGAACGCCAAGCUCUACUUGGACUUCAUUGUCCUGGGGAUUUUCUUCAUCUCCCUUCGUCUCAUUGCCUACCUCGUGCUGAGAUACAAAAUCCGGGCCGAGAGGUAAAGUGUUGGAAAGCCAGAGAGAGGAACGUCGGACACCGUGGCCAUGGGCCACUUCCAGAACCCUUGAGGGGCUCAAGGACACAGACACGCCUGUGGACCCUGAGGACUACGUUGGGUUGUCAGCGGCCAACCAGUGCUGCACUUCGCUGCCCCACUGAGUUGGGUCUUCUCUCCAUUACCCUUUCUAGCUAUAACUAGGAAGAAGAUGUAGAAUGGUCUUUCUUUUUCACAUGCAGAAAUUUUUAAAAUACAACCCCUGAGGCAGAAUUUAAAACUGCCACAAAGUGGGUGACAAGAGGCUUCCUCAGCAGAAUUCUUCCUUCUGACCGGGGAACUCUCGUUCUGCACGAGGAAUGUGGGCAGUUUCCCGGGGCCCCUGGGCAGUCAGAUGUCCAGGGGUGGAAAGGCGAAGCCAAGAGGGACUCCAUCCUGUGACUGGUAUUUUCGUAGUUUCAUCUUUCUACAGUUUGUCUCUUUUUCCAACGAGAAGUCGUUUUCCAAGUCAAAAGUUGAUCAAUUUCAUUCAUUUCCAGAAGCUGUACCUUUUUAGUACUUGGUGAAAAAAAUUAUUCAGGGUAAACGUACUUCGUGGAGAGACGUGAGGGGUUUGGCUUGAUCGCUGAGCUGGUCUGAUUUGCAGACAGAUUCUGGGAAAGACAUAGGUGCUGAUUGCAGGUUGGAGGAAAACCGUGGAACCAACCAUGUGCGCUAAGCCAGGCAGGAAUUUUUUAAAGUUGCACAGAAAGUUGUAAGGCAAAUUUGGCUAUCUCUUUCAAAAUCUUUUUUUCCCCCUGCGCUUCUGAUUUUCACUUAAGCAAAAUAUAUUGGGUUUUUUUUUUCCCCUAACUUUCUGAGCACCUUAAUUUUGCCUAAAAAUUCUAGAAGCUCAAUCCUGCUGAUUUUUUACAAACAUUUUCUCUUCCCUCACUUAUCACAUCAACUACCUCCACUGAACCUGGGGACGCUGGGCUUAGAGAAACCCAGGUGUGAACGUGCAGGAUCUGCAGGCGUAGCCCAUGAAAGAUGUACUAACUGCACAGGAGGGAAGAUGCUGAGAUUUCCUGAGAAUCCAAGGCCUUUGUAAGAAACAGGCAAAAGCUGAGUGUGGCCAAGAUUCUGGAGCUCCGUCAAACUAUACCAAGAGCCGUGGGAGAUGCUGUGUCCCACAUCUGGUUUCCAUGGCAGCUCAGCGGCACCAUCAUCUUUUCAGUCUUUCCAGAUUGGAAACGUCUUUCCAAUGAGGCGAUCACAUAAGCAAAAUCCCUCUAGGGCAAGAGUCAUGGGCACUUCUGUAGGGUAAAUGGCCUUUGAAUUCCUGGCAGGAGCCUGUGUGCUUGUCAGAAUCAGUGUGGCCACAGGGUAGAAGGGGGCUCAGGCCAAAGAAGGUUUCUGAAGGAAACAGAACUAUUUUCCCCUUCUAGAAUGCCGUGAACCUGGAAUCAGGGUCUCCGAGUGAAUCUGCUUUUUGUUGUAUGGAAGUUUGAUAAAACCCCUUACUGCAAUGGCCUGAGAUAACAUCCGGGCUUCCCAAAGUGGCUCAGUAGUAAAUAAACCGCCUGCCAAGCAGGAGAUGUGGGUUCGAUCCCAGGGGCGGGAAGAUACCCUGGAGAAGGAAAUGGCAACCCGCUCCAGUAUUUUUACCUGGAGAAUCCCAUGGACAUGGGAGCCUGGCAAGCUGUAGUCCAUGAGGUCACAAAGAGUCAACACAAUUGAGCAACAAAGCAACAACAAAAGAUAAUAUCCAAGUAACUUGUUGAUUUUAUUUUUCUAAAUGGGUUUAGUUAAGAGGUGGGGGGAGGGGUGAUGUGCUGUCUCACACAUUGAAAUUUAAACCAGGGCCACUUGCCAAGUCUAAUUCUUUUAAGUAAUUUCUGAAUGUAAUGACUUGGAUCUUCCUUUGUCUGUGAUUUCAUUUCUUCAUUUAGAAGGAAGGAGAAAACUUCGGAUGAAUGAUUUGCUGCCUUUCUGGUUGUUAGUAUAGGUGAGAAUAUAAGUCCAGAGAAUCUCUGAUUCAUGGGGUUGAGGAGAGGAAGGGGCUCCACUGUGUUCUAACCCCCGUGGCUCCUCAAAAGCAUCAGGGCCUGGCUUUGCUGACCAGCCCAUCUUGGGAGCCUUUCGCCACUGUCUGCAGUACCUCAGACCUCCCUUUCACCUAUUCUUACUGAGCAUCAGCUUGAGAAUUAAAUGCUUCCAAAGCUUCGUACAUGUGACAUGGGAAGGAAAGACACCAGAUAAACAUUUUACACCGAAGAUGCUGGAAUCUGAUUAAGUCACCUUGGGAGAGGGCCCUUCCGGACCAAGAAACAGGACUUAAGCUUUUAGGUAAAAAUUCAUCCUAGAGACCCACAGGAAGGUCAUUUUCCCACCUGAGAAAGGUCAGGGGCAGGCCAGUGCGUGAGGUAGAAAGGCCUCCAGUGGGUUCACGGCUGAACAUCCCCCCCGAGCACCUAGCAUCCAUCGUUCCUCACUGGGCGACCUGGCUAUGUGCCUAACCAGCUCCUCUGCUCAGGUCCUUACUUCCUAACGUGUGUUGACUCCCCCCCGCCACUCUCCGCAUGCUUGGUGCGGCCAGAGCACCGAGGCUGGGGAGGCUCAGUGAGGCCCCGGGCCCGAGGGCCAGGAGAGAGCCAGGUCUGACCCCAAAUGCUCUAUGACUUUCGCUUUGCCCUCUUGCCUCCUGUUCUCAGUGUGUGAAUGUACUCAAAAGUACUUUUCAAGGUGUAAAGUGUGAUACAAGGAUAGCUCUGGACUUGCUGUCACCGUGCAGACCAUGGGGAUGUGGGGCAGCCUGCUCCUCUUUCUUCGGUUGCCUUUUGUAGGGGGGUCCCGAGCUGGCCUGGGGACCCAGCUUCUUACCCCCACCACACCCACCCACCCUGUCUCAGCAGAGAGGUGCCUUCCUCUGCCUGUGCCUGGCUGUAGCCUCCUAACGCGGCCUGCCUGUGGGCUGGCUGGGGUCCGAGAGGGCCCAGUGUGUGUGUGCCUACGAGUGUGUGCACACACGCGCAGGGACACGCGCCAGCUCGCUCCGGGUGUGUAUCUCAUAGUAUUAUCUGUGGCGUCUCUGUACAUCUUUACUUGUCCUUUACUCCAAGAAGGAAAGAGAAAAUUCCCCGACUUCACACCUGCCGAGCAGAUGGUGAAGCGUAGUCAGAACCCACUCAGUCUCAGCAAAUGCCGGCUUGAUCAGCGUGUGGCAGAAAGCAAACCCAAACAACCCAGCUGGGCGGAGGGAGGUGCAGUGUGUACGGCCAUCAAGUUAGAGGCUCUGAAGAAAUAAGACCGCUAAUAAAAUAUUUUA
This is a messenger RNA of Budorcas taxicolor (takin), 5418 nucleotides long. RefSeq names its product ATP binding cassette subfamily G member 1 (gene ABCG1). NCBI's taxonomy places the organism in Eukaryota, Metazoa, Chordata, Mammalia, Artiodactyla, Bovidae. The transcript is spliced from 15 exons. Bases 91 to 2118 code for a protein of 675 amino acids. Gene Ontology annotation, molecular function: ATP hydrolysis activity; ATP binding; ABC-type sterol transporter activity. The record is from RefSeq and is a predicted model, not a curated record. Gene Ontology annotation, cellular component: plasma membrane. Gene Ontology annotation, biological process: cholesterol homeostasis; transmembrane transport.